Molecule: messenger RNA, 1242 nt
Organism: Tupaia belangeri chinensis (Chinese tree shrew)
Lineage: Eukaryota; Metazoa; Chordata; Mammalia; Scandentia; Tupaiidae
Gene: LANCL3
Product: LanC like family member 3
Exons: 5
Biological process (GO): carbohydrate metabolic process; peptide modification
Cellular component (GO): plasma membrane
Source: RefSeq, a predicted model, not a curated record
GCGGCCCGGGAGCGCUCCCCGCGCUCGGCCAAGCGCCUCAUAGACGCGUGCGCCCGCGCGGAAGAGUGGGGCGAGCCGGACGCUGACACUCGCGCUGCCUUCCUGCUCGGGGGCGCGGGCGUGUACGCCGUGGCCACGCUCGUGUACCACGCCCUGGGCCGCUCCGACUAUGUGCAGCCGCUGGGCAAGUUCCGGGCUCUGUGCGCCGUCUGCGCGCCAGUCUCCUUCCUGGAGUGUGGCUCCGACGAGCUGUUCGUGGGCCGCGCGGGCUACCUGUGUGCCGCUCUGGUGCUCAAGCAGAAACUCGCCCAGGAGGUGCUGACCCCAGCACAGAUCAAAUCAAUUUGCCAGGCAAUUCUGGACUCUGGGAAGCAGUAUGCCAUAAAAAAGAGGAAGCCAUUCCCUCUGAUGUAUUCUUACUAUGGAACUGAAUACUUGGGAGCAGCUCAUGGUCUGUCGUCCAUCCUUCAGAUGCUUCUUUCUUACCAUGAGCACCUCAAGCCCUCAGAUCGGGAGCUGGUGUGGCAGAGUGUGGACUUCCUCAUGGAACAGGAACAGAACUGCAACUGGCCACCUGAGCUUGGCGAGACCAUCGAGAGAGAAAAUGAGCUGGUCCAUUGGUGUCAUGGUGCUCCAGGAAUUGCCUAUCUGUUUGCCAAAGCUUAUCUGGUUUCCAAGAAACCACAGUACCUGGACACAUGUAUCCGGUGCGGGGAACUCACAUGGCAGAAGGGCCUGCUAAAAAAGGGGCCAGGAAUUUGCCAUGGGGUGGCCGGCAGUGCCUAUGUCUUCCUGCUGCUGUAUCGACUCACAGGAAAUUCGAAAUACAUCUACCGAGCCCAAAGGUUUGCCCAAUUCUUAUUUACCGAGGAAUUCAAGGCUGGCUCUCGGGUCCUUGAAAGUAUAUACAGCUUGUAUGAAGGCUUCUCUGGGACGGUGUGCUUUCUGAUUGAUCUGCUGCAGCCCAAUCAGGCUGAAUUUCCUCUCUUCAGUGUCUUUGUGUAGAAGGCUCCAUCUUCCACUGUGGCACUACAGUAGGCCCCUGAGAUUUCCUGAGACCACCCAAGGCAGUUUCCACAUAAGCCACUUUCAAUGGUAUCACGACCAUGAGCCUUAACAUUGCAGCCAGAAAGAAGGAAGGGUUCAGGCAGGUGAUGGCCACAUGCUACCAGCCUUGAGAGAUAACCUGCAAAACAAAGACACCACAACACAUUUAAAAACCGUAGAGAUUUAGUAUUUUAG